AUGGAGAUUCUUAUGACACCAUUUGCCAAGCCCAUUCCUAUUGAAAGUAAUUAUAUAGCACGUUUUAGAUGGGACAGAACUGUUGUAAAUCACUUCAUAAUAGAUAAGAAUGAAUUGAAUGACGGAUAUCUUACUGCACCAGGGAUUUCUACAUCUAUUGAAAAUGCUUUGCGACGCACGCUAAGUUUUGGAGGUGAAAUUAAUCUGUCUAGUUUGAUCAAUUGCAUCAUACAAUAUCCGCUUGAAGACUUUAGUGAUGUUCACGGUCUAAUAAAAUUCCCAAUAGCUCGAAAUAUCUCUGAUAAUCCUUCCACAGAAACGGUAAAGAAUUUGAGAACAGAUUUUCUAGUUUGGUUAAAUGGAAAGAUUUUGAUUUUUAAAGGAGAGGAUAAAAGGUACUAUGAAGAAUUCGCGUUAGCAGAGAAUGAGCUUACUUCAAAAAUGAAGAGUUGGAGUAUUUUGUCUUAUGGUAGAGUUCCAUAUAUUUUUGCGUAUGCAGCAGCAGGAAACGCCCUCAAAUUUUAUGCCAUUAAUCAAGAUCGGGAAUUGAGAUCAGUUUCUCAUCUAUUUGAUCUGUCUACCCAAAAGGACAGGCUUUUCACAAUUGUCAUUACUGUUAACAUUUAUCGUAUUUUACUUUCAUUUGUUGAUCUUAUCCCAGACUAUUCCAUAAAACUAUAUGAUGAACUUUCUCAUUCUCAUAACACAACCAUUUCUAUAUUAGAUGACUGUAUUGUCAAAACUAUUGGCAAGUAUUCAACUUUUAUGAACGACAACUUUUCCGUAAUGAAAAAUUUUUAUAAGGAUACAGCUCAUGUUGCAAAUCUCAUACAUGCACGUGAUUUAAAUGGUCGACCGAGUUAUCCGACUUUACAAGGAAACAGGUACAGAGUAAUUCUAUCACCUCUUGGAUAUUGUUAUGAACCUCAAAAUGAAAGUGAACUCAAAGAUGUCAUCAAGACAGUUCUCAAAGUUAUCAAUGAAAUCCAUAGUAUCGGAUAUGUUCAUAGAGAUAUACGUUGGCCGAACAUCCUUCGCCAACCAAAUGGAGAUUGGUUGGUAAUUGAUUUAGAAUAUGGAGGAAAGGCUGAUGAAGCGCCAAAUUUUGGACCAUUCAUUGAAUGGUCGCCAGAAGCAACGGCGAAUGAUGUAUACAAAACACAAUAUGAUAUUUAUCAGAUAGGAAGAUUGAUGGCAAGCAAAUUAUUCUUCAAGUCAGAGGAGUGUGUAGACUUACAAGAAAAGCUUCUUGCAACCUCAGAUCAAUAUUUUACAGGCAAAGAAGCUCUUAGUCAUAAAUGGUUCAAUUGCUGA
Molecule: messenger RNA, 1314 nt
Organism: Funneliformis geosporum
Lineage: Eukaryota; Fungi; Glomeromycota; Glomeromycetes; Glomerales; Glomeraceae
Source: the annotation of a GenBank genome assembly